UGAUGAUUGAGAGGGGAUAACAGGAGAGAGAAGAGUAGAGCAUUGGCACCUCGCAGUUCACACUCGGGCGCCGAGAGACUAGUACUAGUUGCCAAGUCAUCAUAGCAUAUACACAUAGACAUUGCACAUGCUCUAUUUCCUCCCCUUGUGUCGACCCCUCCGUCACCAGCUCUCAUAACUCGUCGAAGAGCCUGCGUUCCCGAAUCCGCGAUCCAUUCCAGCGCCAAGCUAGGCGAUCAGAGGGGGGGGACCUGACAGGAGGCAGGGAGGAGAUCACGAACGAUCGUGGCCAUGGCAGAGGAAUGCAAAACCCAAACCUCACGACUCGUGCGCGCUAACCAGCUCGACGUCGAUGUGGAAGCUUCGCCGCCAACACUGAACAUGGACAAGAAGGGCCGAGCAGCGCCACCGCCGUCGCCGCCGUCAAGGACCCUGGCUCCGGCUGAGGAAGGCGCCACCAUUGAGACAGGGGAAACAACAAAAGCCAAUGAGAACUUGGAGUUUGGGAGCGUCAUUGCUGGCUUUGGUUUAAUCAUGAUAGUGGCUUGGUACUUUCUCCCACCAGGAGACAGAGGACCACAUAAUCUACGGUACAUCAUUCCGUUGCUGCUUGGCCUCACAUGCCUCGUCAGUGGUGUUUGCCUGAUGCUGCUCAGCAUGAACCUGCUGGAGCUCCCACAACACCUUGUCUCCGAGAGCCAGCUCAUUGUCUCCAAAUACCUUCCCUGGUUAUGCAGCGCAUUGCCUGUGAUAACAUUGAUCAGCCCCUUCCUGCUCUCUGGGUAUAAGCUAUACAAGUACAUUGUCGUUGCCCUUCUUUUCGUGGUAACGGCUCCACUUGUUGUAGUACGGUGGUAUGUGGGACUCAAAGCCGAGGGCGGUGACGAGGAGGCAGCACUCAAGGAGCACAAGGAAGAGUUGGAGGCUGCCUUUAAGUUGGUGUCAGCCAUCAGCAACUCUGCUUUCGCAGGCGUGGUUGCCCUGAUGGUCAAUUACAAUGUAACUGGUGGUUCAGGGAAGACCAAAAGUGUUGUUCUUGUAGCCAUCUUCUUAGUGUUCACUAUUUUGAUCUGGGGUCUGCUCUACAUCCAGAUCGGUCACAAGGUACUAGAGAUCAACAAUCCAAAGCUCAGAGGGUUUAUCAUCAAAUGCAUGUGGCUAGCGAUUAUCUUCAAUCAUUCGCUGCUAGCCUGUGCAGUUCUAGCAGUGGCUUUCGAUAUAGUUGAGUUCUUGGUCUUUGCAGCAUUCGCCCCGUGGGUUUUUGCGGCGGCUGUCCACAUUUUCAAGGAGCACUGUGUUGGCCGUACAGCAGCCCAGGACAGCAACCCCAGUGAGUACCAAAAGGCACGCCUCAAGUGGAAGGCAGAGAUGGGGCACAAGAUCACAAUGUGGUCUUUUACGGCAAUCAUCGCCAUCUUUGGAGGGUUCCUUCAUGGGAAGGCUGAAUCUCUCAAGGCCUGCACCAUAUUAUUCACCUCAGCUUUUAUGUCCGGCUUUGCUCUCACGGUGGCUACCAUCAAGCCAGACUCGACCAGUGUCCGCCUCGCUGCAGCUACCACCGUACUCGAUUGGACUGCGAAGGCAACAUUUGCUGCCGCAAUAUUUGCUAUUAUCAUUGUAGUGGUCCUGGAUAUAUUUUGAAGCCUUGCUGCUCCUGCAGUAUCAACCUUCUUCGACAACGCACUCUGCACUCUGCACUCUCUGCAUGCCAUGCAUGUCCUUGCACCGGAAUAAAAGAAAGGUGAAUGCUUGAAGUCACAUGGUAAGUCAAGAAUCACCAAAAUUGUCUAGUUGUAAUCUGGAAAGAAUCAAUGAAUAUGGGAUCGGCUUCUGCGGGUCGAUGCAUGAUUAUAUAUGUUUCCAAGCACAAACUUGGGAUCUAGACCUCUUAUAUAAUUAGAAGAAAAAGGUUUAUUUGCAGAGAAGAGCAAAUGGGCACCCAUCAUCAACUGCCUGCUAUGAGCUGAGAUGAUACUAGAGUGGCCUGCUGCUAUGUGGAAACUGUAAUGCAAAACCUCUGGGUUCUCAGGCUGACAACUUGAGAUUUUCUUUCCUAAGUAUAUACUGUAAGAAAAUGAAUUAAGAAAACGGUAGAUAAAUUUUGCUGCUAUGUAUGGUGGCAGAUUUUGUGGUA
Messenger RNA from Triticum aestivum (bread wheat), 2134 nucleotides. RefSeq lists its product as uncharacterized. NCBI's taxonomy places the organism in Eukaryota, Viridiplantae, Streptophyta, Magnoliopsida, Poales, Poaceae. The record is from RefSeq and is a predicted model, not a curated record. The transcript is spliced from 4 exons. Bases 292 to 1641 code for a protein of 449 amino acids.